This is a messenger RNA of Coffea eugenioides, 1171 nucleotides long. Its product is annotated as heterogeneous nuclear ribonucleoprotein H2. The record is from RefSeq and is a predicted model, not a curated record. The transcript is spliced from 2 exons. The coding region runs from base 201 to 959 and encodes 252 amino acids. NCBI's taxonomy places the organism in Eukaryota, Viridiplantae, Streptophyta, Magnoliopsida, Gentianales, Rubiaceae. Gene Ontology annotation, cellular component: ribonucleoprotein complex. Gene Ontology annotation, molecular function: RNA binding.
UGAUUGUUCUCUCUAGGGUUUUUUUUGCUCUCUCCGGAGGAGGACUUCGCAAGAAGAUUCUGUAGCCAUGUACGGAUCAAGGGGGCAAAAUAGGAGUAUGACUUCUAGGUUUUUAGGAACAUCAUGGGUUGGGUUUGGUUUUAUUAACAAGGUUGAGUGGGGGUUUCUCCUUUUUGUUGGGUAUGAAUAAUUGAAGGGCAAUGUUGGGGAGCGGGGGGGUUUCGGACGGGUACGAGAUCGGCUCAAAGAGACCAAGAAUGAUGGAAUCGAAUCCCUACUUCGCAGUUGGCAGCGGUUCAAGCGGUUAUGGCUUUGGCGGUGGAUAUCAGUCCUCUGUGUUUCCUGUGGUUCGUCUGAGGGGUCUUCCAUUCGACUGCACAGAUAUUGACAUUUUCAAGUUCUUUGCUGGGCUGGACAUUGUGGAUGUUUUCCUGGUAAGCAAAGGUGGACGGUUUUCUGGGGAGGCUUUUGUUGUCUUUGCUUCUCCUGUGCAGGCUGAAUUUGCUCUUCAGAGAGAUAGGCAGAACAUGGGAAGGAGAUAUGUGGAAGUUUUCAGGUGCAAAAAGCAGGAUUAUUAUCAUGCUAUAGCUGCUGAGAUGCAUUAUGAUGGUGGUUAUGAUGACUAUCAUGGAACGCCGCCUCCUCGUCCAAAGAGAUCUCUUGACAAGGAUAAGUUGGAGUAUACUGAGGUGCUGAAGUUGCGAGGCCUCCCUUACUCUGUGAAGAAGUCAGAUAUUGUGAAGUUUUUUGGAGACUUUAAUCUGACAGAUGACAAAGUGCAUAUUGGGUAUCGUCAUGAUGGAAAAGCUACUGGAGAAGCAUAUGUUGAGUUUAGUUCUGCUGAGGAGGCCAAGAAAGCCAUGUGUAGGGACAACAAAUUGAUUGGUACACGGUACAUAGAGCUGUUCCCUUCAACGCCAGAUGAAGCUAGACGAGCAGAGUCAAGAUCAAGACAGUGAAGAUAAAUGAUGUUUAGAAAUAGCUGAUAUGUUAGUUUUGUCAUCUCUUCCAAUGGGUCAUUUGGGUUUCUUUACCAUGACAACUGUAUCUUGUCUUGGGUUUUGUGAUGUACUCUGUGACAAUUAUUGGGUCUGGUUUGUGAUAUGAAAAGCCAGAACAGUGAAACACCUUUGAUAUGAAAAGCAAGAACAGUAUUUCUGUGUUGAUUACA